Messenger RNA from Betta splendens (Siamese fighting fish), 2183 nucleotides. RefSeq names its product membrane bound O-acyltransferase domain containing 4 (gene mboat4). Gene Ontology annotation, molecular function: serine O-acyltransferase activity. The transcript has 3 exons. Gene Ontology annotation, cellular component: endoplasmic reticulum membrane. Lineage: Eukaryota; Metazoa; Chordata; Actinopteri; Anabantiformes; Osphronemidae. The coding region runs from base 767 to 2068 and encodes 433 amino acids. The record is from RefSeq and is a predicted model, not a curated record. Gene Ontology annotation, biological process: lipid modification; peptidyl-serine octanoylation.
ACUGAAGUGGUAUUAUAGCUACAAGGCUUUCAUAUGCUGCCUGUUCACAUAUAGUUGGGAUAAUUAUCAUUUUGGAAACAACAGUGGUAACAGAAAUGUUCCUAUUCUCAUAAACACAUCUUAAAAUCAUAUCUUUAAACAGCUAAACACAUUCCUGCCCUGUGGUUCUGAGGGCUCACCUCCACUCGUCCAGGUCCGGUCCACAGUGAACGGCCCAAGCAGCCUGUUGUUCUCAUAAUGAGUCAAAUGUUUUAUUGGACACAUGCAGGUCUUUAGUUAAUCAUGGACUCAUCUAGUUUAAUCUGAGCAUAUGGUUGUUUUCCAACACUGAAACACGCUAUUUGUUAUUUCUGACAGUAAACCUUUUAAAUUUCAAGUCUAACAUGGCAUGAAGGAGUCAGCUGACCCAGCGGUAACAUGAGAAAAUGAUGAUUUGUAAACAAACGAUUAGAUAUAAAUGUGCUAAGUUCAUGUCAGUAUGUUACAUCUGAUCUGAGAAAAUAAACACGAGGAGCUCCUGUAAAUUUGCUCUAGAAACACUGAACUAAAAUAUGUAUCAACAAACAGGCACAGAGCACACACACACACACACACACACACUGAUAAUGGUCAUUAUCAACACUGCGUGAUAAUGGUAAAUAAAAGGAAUUACUCUGAUGCAGAGCACAGGAGAAAAGGCGAAGACGGUCGUCAGGGUGAAGCCGAUAUCUCGUCUAUUUAAUGGGACAAUCAGAAACAGAGGCUUUGCCUCAGUGUCUGUGAGAUCAUGGGUUUGAUCGACUCGCUGUGGGAACGGCACCAGUUUCUGAUGCACCAGUGUAUCUUACUUCCAUUUGCUUUGUUGUUCUGUUUCCUCUCCAAGCGGGGGUAUCUGUCUCUGACCUGCAGGUAUGUGUUUGUUUCCGUCGGAGGAUGUGUGCUGGCCGUCGUCACAAUGGGCGCAUUCAGUUUGCUUCCGUUGGUCUCUGCGAGCGCCUUCGUUCUGCUCCUGUGCUCUGUGGACUCCGGUUCCGUACACUCCUGGGCUCUGGGUCUCCAGAUGCUGUGGCAAACCUUCUGGCACCUGCUCAUACAGUACAGGGAAUAUUACCUGCAGGAGCCCGUCAGCACCAGACUGUUUGUGGCCGUUUCCUCUCUGAUGCUGCUCACCCAGAGAAUCACCUCACUGUCCAUGGACGUCCAGGAGCAAAAGGUUCCGCUCCCCUCAAACGCUGCAUCCACACAGAGCCUGUGUGCACAGCUUCUCCCACUCAUCAGCUACGUCUUCAGUUUCACCUCACUGCUGGGUGGACCUCUGUGCCCCUACAGGCGGUUCGUGUCCCACAUGGAGGCACUAAACCUCCAUUCCCCACCCUGUCCACGGUCUGUGCUCUUCCUAAAGCUGGCACAGGUGUUCAUGCUGGAGCUGCUAAAGCACUGUCUCGUCCGUUUCAUGAAACAAAGCACGUGUGAUCCCUCUUCCUCUGUUGUCCUUUGUGGCGUCUUGUGGACUUGGGCUCUUGCAUUAGUCCUGAGGAUCCAGUACUACUCUCACUGGAGGAUCAGCGAAUGCCUCAGUCACGCAGCCGGGUUUGGCUUCGGGGCAAAUUCAUGUGCAGACUCCCCGGACUGGAGCAGCAUCUCCGAUGGAGAUUUCUGGACCACGGAGGCAUCGACUCGCGUGUCGGAGUUCGCCCGUCGCUGGAACGCCACGACAGCUUCUUGGCUGCGAAGACUCGUUUACAUAAGGUGCAAACGUUUCCCGUUGCUCAUGACGUUUGGUUUUUCGCUGUGGUGGCACGGUUUACACUUCGGUCACUUUGUGGGGUUUCUGACCUGGGCAGCGUGUGUGAAAGCAGAUUAUUUUAUACACAGACACUUGUACCCACAGCCUUCUGGCGCAGGCCUGAAGCUGCUGUACACUUGUUUAUGCUGGAUAAACACUCAGAUGAUUAUUACUUUUAUUGUUAUAGCCGUAGAAUUGAGAAACCUGUCCAGCCUGAAACUUCUGAUUGUGACAUACGUAGGUCUGUUUCCACUCUGUAACAUAAUUUACUUAUUUGUAUGUUCUUUUCAUGCAGCUGUUUGAAUGAUAUAUUUCUUCAACUCAAAUAGCUCAUGUUUAUAUAUAGUUAUGAUGUAGUUGGAGAAAAAUGGGCUCAUUUGUAACAAGGACCACUGCAUGUGACUAAGAAACCUCCCAC